Molecule: messenger RNA, 6517 nt
Organism: Misgurnus anguillicaudatus (oriental weatherfish)
Lineage: Eukaryota; Metazoa; Chordata; Actinopteri; Cypriniformes; Cobitidae
Source: RefSeq, a predicted model, not a curated record
ACAGAGAGCCUCCAGACAAUCCAGACAUGCGUCUAGAUCCAUUUCUACCGGUACUGUAUCCAGUUCAUCCAGAUCUCAUCGUAGUGCACGACGCAGAUCUCCAAGACAUGGACUCUCAAAUCUUCAUGCUGCUAUGUUGGAAGCAAGACUAAAGUCUUUGGACUUGGAAGAACUUCAACGCCAGAUUGAAGAGGACGCCAUAGUAGAUAAAGAGUGUGAGAGACUUGAUGCUCAGGCUAGAGAUGCACAGUUAAAACAGGAACAAGCCAAUAAAGCUAGAGAGUUGUUGGCUAAGCAAGUAGAGACCAGACGGCGUCUGAAAAAGGUACAAAAUGAGCUUGAGGCUGCUAAAUAUGUUUGUGUACUUCUUAAACAGGAACCUCAAGAUGUUGAUGUUACUAAUGUACAGUCCAGUCUAACCACUGAUCCCCUGUCAGAGGUAAGCACUCAACAGAAUAGAGUUGCUGUUAAUGAUGACUACAUGACAUCUACUCAUGUAAUGCCUAGCCAUACCUCUCGUCAUGUUAACUUUGCUCCUGUGUCAUCAGUAAUUGCUCCCUCUGUAUUAUCUGCUGUACACAGUACUGAUCCAGUAUCUGAAUUAUCAUUCAGUUCUGUCACCUCAGUUGCCGAGGUAACCCACUGCAACACCGUUACAUGGUCAUCGACUCCGCUAACUAGGACACAGUCUUAUGUAAUGCCUAAGUCAGAGUAUGGUGUUCCUUUACCCUCUAACCCUACAGUGGCCAGGCCACAUCAUUAUUCAGACACCUCUGUCACCUAUAGUCAGACACAGGCUAUAGCUCCACUUACCAGUCCUGUAGCUUCAGGGGUUGCCUUUCAUACUCCAUCCUAUACAGACAUGAAUGGUAUCCCUCAGUUAACACCAGGAACAUUGUAUAAUACACCUCGAGGUCAAGCUGUAUUGUUCCCUACGCCUGUCCAGUCACCUGGUAUGGAAAUGUUAGCUGCCUCAGCUUAUGGUAUCCCAAAGCCUGCUAUUCCAUACUUCGAUACAGGUCGGGAAAGUGACUUCGCACUACUGAAAAUGGCCUUAGACAAUGUAAUGAAUAACCAACUGCAUCUGAGUGAACAUUACAAAUAUCAGGUCCUCUUAAGUCACCUAAAACUGCCUAGUGCUCUUCAAUUGGCCAAAGCAUACAUGCACGAUCCCAGGCCAUACACCACUGCUUUACAGGCGUUGCAGGAUAAAUAUGGACAACCCCGCCAACUGGUUCAGUCUGAGUUAGGUAUCAUAUUGAAUACAUCAGCUGUAAAGUUUGGUGAUGCAGAAGCCUUUGAUGCAUUCUCCCUAUCCAUCCAAUCGUUAGUUGGGAUGCUCAGAACAUUAGAGGGCCCAAACGGGUAUGAGUUGCGCUGUGGCUCUCAUGUUGAUCGGUUACUAAGCAAGAUGCCACCGUCAUAUCGCGAUGGAUUCGUAGAGUUCUGCUUCAGUCGAGGUAUCUUGCAAACUGGUACAGACCGCACGUAUACAUUACCUGAUCUAUCUGAAUGGCUGCAAAUGAAGUCACAGGCCAAGCGCAUCUCCAAUAAAGCAGCUACACUGUAUCAAACUGACACAGCCAGACCAGUUAAGAAAGAUCAGCAAAGAGCAAUGCCAUCUCGCCCAAAAGAGAGAUCCACCUCUAUCUUGUAUUCAGCUAAUGGCAGUUCAAGUGCACAGGGACAACAGAAAUCUUACACUCCCUCUAAGAUUCAGCCUUACUGCCCGUACUGUAACAACAAGGAACAUUUCCUGAAUGCGUGUCCCACAUUCAAGACAAUGAACACAGAGCAAAUAACACAGUGGAUAUCCAAAGAAAAUCGCUGCUGGAAAUGUGGUCGUAAGCACACUUCAGAUAGCUGUACUCUGAAACGAACAUGUUCAACCUGCAAAGAGUUACAUCUGACCAUCUUGCAUGAUGCAGCAUUACAGAUCCAACAGAGCGUGCUGUUAGUUAACGUUCCAUCCCCCCAGGUCUAUUUAGAUCGGCCCAACCGCUCUCAAAAGGUAAUGCUAAAGAUAGUCAAGGUCUUACUGCACAAUCAAGAGAAAGUCAUGGAAACAUACGCUGUAUUGGAUGACGGUUCAGAGCGUAGCAUUGUACUUUCACAAGCCGUGAAACAAUUGAACCUUACCACUGAGCCUGAAAAACUCACUCUACGCACGGUUCAUCAGGAUGUUGUUAACCUGCACGGAGCUACUGUUUCCCUACAUGUGUCACCCUUAAAUAAACCAGGCACGAAAUAUCUGAUUGCCCAUGCUUUCACUGCAGAUAACCUGAGACUUUCCGAGCAUACUUACCCAGUGGUUUCUCUUCAACGCAAGUAUGAGCAUAUUAGGUCUUUGCCAUUACCCUUGAUUGACCGAGCACAACCUCUGUUGCUCAUCGGGUCUGACAUGCCUCAUCUACUCAAUCCAGUUCAGCCAGUGCGCAUGGGACCUACAAGUGCACCGAUUGCUAUUUGUACCAAACUUGGUUGGACGCUCCAAGGCCCAGUGGGCUUUAAUCAAACCACUCUUACCACCCAACAAUGUUUCCACAUAUCCACAACCACAUCGAAUACGGAGUUAUUCAAGAAUGUGGAACGCCUCUGGCAAAUCGAUACACUGCCUUACAUAAAUGAGAAAACAGCCACUCGGUCCAAACAAGACCAAUAUGCUAUCACUCUGCUCCAGACACAUACCACAAGAGUAAACGUUGAUGGAGUAAUGCGAUACGCCACACCUUUGCUCAGAAGAUCUAACGCUAAGGUUCUAAAGGCCCCUAAAGAAGCAGUGAUGGCAAACCUCAGAAGCACUGAGCGUAAACUUUCCAAAGAUCCUAGACGAGCGGAGUCUUACUGUUCAGAAAUGAUAAAACUGCAGCAAUCUGGUUAUGUGGCAGAGAUAUCAACACAAGAAGCUGAACAAUCCAUGGAGUCAUGGUACAUUCCUCACCACAUGGUGACGCAUAACAACAAGGACAGAAUUGUUUUUAACUGUUCUUAUUCAUACCAAGGCCAAGCUCUAAAUGACAUCCUUCUGCCAGGGCCUGUUCUCGGUCCAUCUUUACUGGGUGUUAUGCUGAGGUUCCGUGAAUAUCCUGUGGCCAUCAGUGGGGACGUGAAGGGCAUGUUCCAUCAGGUUCGCCUUUUACCCAGUGAUAAACCUAUAACGCGCUUCCUGUGGAGAGACAUGCAGAGGACAGAACAACCCAAGAUCUACGAAUGGCAAGUCUUACCAUUCGGCACAACUUGCAGCCCAUGCUGCGCCAUAUAUGCACUCCAGGAAACUGCAAAUAACCAUCCUGAUGUUGAACCAGUUCUGGCGAGAAUAGUCAAAGAUUCCUUUUAUGUAGACAACUGUCUUCAUAGCCUUCCAACUGUUGCUGAAGCUAGAGCACUGGUAGACGAUCUACGACAACUUCUACUCACCUGUGGGUUCGAACUGCGUCAAUGGGCCAGUAACAGACCAGAAGUUAUCCAGCAUCUUCCCUCUGAUGCAAGGUCACCAAAUAGUGAACUCUGGUUAUCACAGAAGAGUACUGACCUUUUAGAAGGUACACUUGGACUACUUUGGAACUGCCUCAGCGACUCAUUCAGUUACAAACCCAGCCAAUUUAGUUGCCUUGAACCAACUUUGAGAAACAUCUACAAAGUUUUGGCAUCUCAGUAUGACCCCCUGGGUUACUUAAUCCCAUUCACUACCCGAGCUAAAGUGCUGAUUCAGGAUCUGUGGAAGGACAAUGUCGGGUGGGAUGAUCUAAUCAAAUCCGAUCACUUAUUCACCAGAUGGCAGGACUGGCAACAUGAGCUCCAAAGUUUAAAUCAGAUUGCAAUCCCACGAUGCUACACAUCAUUUGAGGAUCCUGGAGAUAUUCUCAGUCGAGAUCUACACAUAUUUUGUGACGCAUCUGAAAGGGCUUAUGGCUCAGUAGCCUACAUGCGAACAGAGAACAACGAUGGACAUGUACAUGUCUCAUUUGUGUUGGCCCGUUCACGAGUUGCCCCUCGGAAGCAAAUGACGAUUCCGCGACUGGAAUUGAGUGCAGCACUUAUAGGAGCACAGGUUGCCAAACUUCUACAAACUGAACUAACUCUCAACAUUGAUCAUGUUACCCUCUGGUCAGACUCAUCUACCGUUCUACAGUGGCUGAAAUCGGAUUCAUGCAGAUACAAAGUCUUUGUCGGAACCCGGGUUGCAGAAAUACAGUCACUCACUGAUAUUGAUAUCUGGAGGUAUGUUAAUUCAGGGAACAACCCAGCUGAUGUCAUAACACGUGGCCAAUCACUUAAGGAUUUAAUCCUUCCUUGUCGCUGGAGUAAUGGACCAGAUUUCUUACACCAGCCAGAGUCAUGCUGGCCCUCUUUACCGGCAGUUGAAACUGAACCAGAAUCAGAGUUGAAGAAGUCUGCAAUUUGCCUUAAUGUAUGCACCAGUUCAGACAUUGCCCUACCUGAUAUCAGUCAGUAUACUACCUGGACUGAAUUAUUAAAGGCAACAGCGACCUCCCUUCAUGGGGCGGCUACCUCUUCCACACAACCAACAGAUGAUUCGUUAAACUUCAUCUCAGCAGAGAGGCUCCUCUUACAACAGGCUCAGAAAGAUUCCUUCCCAGAGGAAUUUAAGGCUCUUGCUUCAGACCGACCAUUACCAUCCAACAGUAGAUUGGCAUCACUAUCACCCGAGUUUGAUAAGAUCAGUGGACUCAUCAGGGUUGGCGGGAGACUACGACAUGCCAAAGAUAUGGAAUUGGACGCCAUACACCCCAUCGUGCUUGAUCCACAGCACAGCCUAACCAAGCUUCUAAUUAAGGAUUAUGAUGCCUCCCUUUUACAUCCUGGGCCAGCAAGAGUCUUUGCUGAACUAAGAAGACGUUAUUGGAUUCUACGGGGAAGGGAGUCUAUUAAGAAACAUCAAUACACAUGCAUUGACUGUCAAAAAUGGCGUGCCAAGCCUAACAUUCCCAAAAUGGCCGACCUUCCACCAGCACGCUUACGUCUGUACAAGCCCCCCUUCUAUUCCACUGGAAUGGAUUGCUUUGGUCCAUUCACGGUGAAGAUUGGCCGAAGAAAUGAGAAAAGAUGGGGAAUAGUGUUUAAAUGUCUGACAACCCGUUGUCUACAUCUUGAUCUGUUAGAAAGCAUUGACACAGAUGCAUUCCUAAUGUCUCUUAGAAGAUUCAUAGCUCGAAGAGGGAAACCAUUCGAGCUUCUCUCUGAUAAUGGUACCAAUUUUGUUGGAGGAGACACUGAGAUGAGAACAGCCUAUGAAGCCAUGACGCCUGAUCUGAAGCAACAACUUGCUGAACAACAGAUUUCAUUCAGAUUCAAUCCACCUAGUGCCCCUCAUUUUGGGGGAGCAUGGGAACGGGAAGUGAAGUCAGUAAAGCAGGCCCUAAAAGUAGUACUGAAGGACCAAACAGUGUCUGAGACUGUACUCCGUACCAUUCUCACUGAGGCAGAGGGCAUCUUAAAUGCUAAACCAUUGGGAUACACAUCCUCAGAUGUGGCAGAUCCUGACCCUAUUACACCUAACAUCCUGCUAAUGGGUCGUCAUGAUUCGUCACUUCCACAAGUACUCUAUGAUUCAAGUAAUCUUUUGGGAACUAGAAGAUGGAAACAUAGUCAAGUACUUGUUGACCAUUUCUGGGCUAGGUUUAUCCGUUAUUACCUCCCGAAUCUGCAAGAAAGACAAAAGUGGCGUAAAGAGGGAGGAGAAAUUAGUCUGGACCAAGUGGUACUGAUAGUGGAUCCACAACUGCCACGAGCAUGUUGGCCAGUAGGAAGAGUGACCAAAACUUUCCCUGGACUUGAUGGACGUAUCAGAACAGUUGAAGUUCAGGUACACAAUCGCACUUAUGUAAGACCUGUAUCCCGUAUAGUAUCACUCCCUAAACUCAAUGAAGAUGACACUAUUGCCCCUACCAGUUAGUUAGGAUUUCUCACUAAUUCAAAUGUUCUUAUACACAUUUGGGGGCGGCUGUGUGAGAAAGCCCUAACCACGCCCCCUUGCGUAGUACGUCAUGCACGCAUUGGAGACAUGUUCAGACAUGCAGACUCGGCAACUGAGAGUGAAAGGAGGCUAACGGGAUGGUUUAUGCAUAUUUGUAUAUGUUUUUCCCGUGUGUAUUUGAUUACGGACCAUGUGUGAAUAAACAUAUACAGAUCUUCAUUUGAUUCAAAAGCUGAACUAUGCCUCAUUAUUCCGUUUCUCUAACCGGAAACAUCCACAUCCAUCUUGAGUGCAUUUUCACAUGAACCCACUGAGCGUCCUAAAGCUCGUAUAAUUAGCAUCGCGGUCAAAAAUAACCAAAGAGUUUCAAUAUUUUUCCUAUUUAAAACUUGACUCUUCUGUAGUUACAUUGUGUACUAAGACCAACAGAAAAUGUUCUAUGCAGAUAUGGCUAGGAACUAUACCAGGGUUUCACGCAGCACUUUUCAGUUCGUGCAGCCCGCCUAAGCUGGGAAACCCUACCGUCUUAACUAGGUCAUUCAAAAAAAUAAUAAGAAAUAUCGCUGCAAAAAAGGCCGU